This is a messenger RNA of Dermacentor andersoni, 835 nucleotides long. The record is from RefSeq and is a predicted model, not a curated record. NCBI's taxonomy places the organism in Eukaryota, Metazoa, Arthropoda, Arachnida, Ixodida, Ixodidae.
UGUGACUUGACAUGGUGUCUAAUACAUAUAUAAUGAAGUUGCUUUUUUUUUAAGGUGCACGCCGUUGUCCUUUGCUAACUUCUUCGGCUAUAGGAGAACGCGCAAGUGUUCAUAUUCGGGCACAUGACCAAGAUGGGCGACGGUCCUCACCACGAUGUGCGAAUCUGCGGCGUCACUUCGUCACUGCUCUUGCUGCUGCUGUCGGCGGUGGUAAUUCUGUCCAAUGACGUGCGCGCCGCCAGUCUGCUCGAGGGCCGCCAGGUGGACGCGCACUUCUGGCAGGGCGUGCUCAACAAGACCGCGGAGGGCAACACGGAGCAGGCCUUCGCAAUGGUCCUCGGCAAGGUCUCCGACGACCUCGCAGGCGCCACGGACCGGAUCAAUGAAUUCCUGGAUGGCGUGAGACGAAACGUCACGUCUGUCAUACAAGAAGGCGUCAAGUGGUCCGCGGAGACCUCCGCCACGGCAUCCUUCAUAGGCCGCUCUGUGACUCCGGCACGCUGAACACCACAAUUUUGAUUUCUUGUGUAGUGAAUGUCGGAUAAAGAGCACACGUGAACAAAAAGCUGCACAGUGCUUGUGCGCCGUUUGUGGAUUGCCAACCAUGAUUCGAGAGCAACGCAGAGCAAGGAAGCUGUUGGGCGAGCGCGCGCCAACAGAAUAUGAGUGGACAACCUGUACUGAAUGUACACGGAAUUCUGCGAAGUGGUGGUGCUCGUGUCAAAGCUGGCCGGAGGGUGUUUAUUUGUUUGCUCUCAGUUAUUGCCUCGUACUCACUGUAAGGCAUUGGCCAAGAUGCGGAUACAGUGGCGUGGAUGAAGAAAACGAAUUUAUA